Nannospalax galili (Upper Galilee mountains blind mole rat) is the source of this 2862-nucleotide messenger RNA. RefSeq names its product epidermal growth factor receptor pathway substrate 8 (gene Eps8). Gene Ontology annotation, biological process: positive regulation of ruffle assembly; Rho protein signal transduction; regulation of Rho protein signal transduction. Gene Ontology annotation, cellular component: ruffle membrane; vesicle; plasma membrane. Gene Ontology annotation, molecular function: actin binding. The record is from RefSeq and is a predicted model, not a curated record. NCBI's taxonomy places the organism in Eukaryota, Metazoa, Chordata, Mammalia, Rodentia, Spalacidae.
GCUUGGCUCUGGCCGCGAGCGAGCUGCCCGCGCAGACUGCCCAGGCGGCGCCGGGCGGGCGCUGUGCAACCCCGGACGGUCGUCUGCUGCGGGCGCGGCCCGUGGCUCGCCUGCGACCCGGAGGGCGCGCUGCAGCCCGCGAUCCCCCUCCUCCGUCGCCUCCCAUCUCGUUUUGGGGAGGUCGCGGCACCCUGCGGGGAGAGCGGUGUCUGGGAGGGCGGAUCCGAGAACAUAGAGUGAGAACCGUAAUGAACGGUCAUAUUUCUAACCAUCCCAGUGGGUAUGGAAUCUACCCAUCGCAAAUGAAUGGCUACGGAUCUUCACCUGCAUUUUCCCAGAUGGACAGAGAUCACAGUGCAAAAACAAGUGCAAAGGCCCUUUAUGAACAGAGGAAGAAUUAUGCCCGGGACAGUGUCAGCAGUAUGUCAGAUGUAUCCCAGUACCGAGUUGAACACCUGACUACCUUUGUGCUGGACCGGAAAGAUGCUAUGAUAACUGUGGAUGAUGGAAUAAGGAAACUGAAAUUGCUUGAUGCCAAGGGCAAAGUGUGGACUCAAGAUAUGAUUCUCCAAGUAGAUGAGCGAGCUGUGAGCCUCAUUGAUUUGGAAUCAAAGAAUGAAUUGGAGAAUUUUCCUUUAAACACAAUCCAACACUGCCAAGCUGUGAUGCAUUCUUGCAACUAUGAUUCUGUUCUUGCCCUUGUGUGCAAAGAGCCAACCCAGAACAAGCCGGACCUGCAUCUUUUCCAGUGUGAUGAGGUUAAGGCAAACCUGAUCAGUGAGGAUAUUGAAAGUGCGAUCAGCGACUAUAAAGGAGGGAAACAGAAGAGGCGGCCAGAGGCCCUGAGGAUGAUUUCCAAAGCAGAUCCUGGCAUUCCACCUCCGCCCCGAGCUCCCGCCCCUGUGCCACCAGGGACUGUCACCCAGGUGGAUGUUAGAAGCAGGGUAGCAGCCUGGUCUGCUUGGGCAGCUGACCAUGGAGACUUUGAGAAACCCCGGCAGUAUCAGGAGCAGGAAGAGACGCCCGAGAUGAUGGCAGCCCGGAUCGACAGGGAUGUGCAAAUCUUAAACCAUAUUUUGGAUGACAUUGAGUUUUUUAUCACGAAACUCCAAAAGGCAGCAGAAGCAUUUUCUGAGCUUUCUAAGAGGAAAAAAAGCAAGAAGAGUAAAAAAAAGGGGCCAGGAGAGGGUGUUUUAACGCUGAGGGCAAAACCUCCACCUCCUGAUGAAUUUGUUGACUGUUUCCAGAAGUUUAAACAUGGAUUUAACCUUCUGGCCAAACUGAAGUCUCAUAUCCAGAAUCCAAGUGCUGCAGAUUUGGUUCAUUUUUUGUUUACCCCAUUAAAUAUGGUGGUACAGGCAACAGGUGGUCCUGAACUAGCCAGUUCAGUGCUCAGCCCCCUACUGACUAAAGACACAGUUGAUUUCUUAAAUCAUACUGUUAAUGCAGAUGAGAGGCAGCUGUGGAUGUCGUUGGGCGAAACAUGGUUGAAAGUCAGAGCAGAGUGGCCGAAAGAACAGUUUAUCGCACCUUACGUUCCCCGGUUCCGCAAUGGCUGGGAUCCCCCGACGCUGAACUUCACCGGGGCACCAAUGGAGCAAGACCGGUACCAGCUGGCAGAAUCCCUGGUCAACACAGCGGAACACCAGCACAAACAGGAUAGCAAAAGACUCUCUACAGAGCAUUCCAGUGUGUCGGAAUACCCUCCAGCAGAUGGGUAUGCAUUCAAUAACAACAUGUACCCGAGAGGGCCACAUCUGGACCAAGGGGAGGCCGCAGUCGCCUACAAGCCAACUCCUAAUCGCUACGUAGAUAGAUCUUAUGACUCAGUCAAAACACAGCCCAAGAAAUACGCCAAAUCCAGGUAUGACUUUGUGGCAAGGAACAGCAGCGAGCUCUCAGUACUGAAGGAUGAUGUUCUAGAGAUACUUGAUGACAGGAAGCAGUGGUGGAAAGUUCGGAAUGCAAGCGGAGACUCCGGGUUUGUGCCAAAUAACAUUCUGGACAUCGUGAGGCCCCAAGAACCUGGAUUGGGGCGUGCUGACCCCCCAUACACACAUACCAUACAGAAACAGAGGAUGGAGUAUGGUCCAAGACCAACUGAUACUCCUUCUGCCCCAUCACCUCCUCCAACACCAGCGCCUGUUCCUGUCCCCCUUCCACCUUCUGCACCAGCACCCGUCCCUGUGUCCAAGUUUCCAGCAAACGUCACCCGUCAGAACAGCAGCUCCAGCGACAGUGGAGGCAGUGUGGUGCGAGACAGCCAGAAAUACAAACAAAUUCCAGUGGACCAACUGUCAAUAGUCUUGGGGUGUUGAAUGGUGCCCAACUCUUUUCUCUCAAUAAAGAUGAACUGCGGUCUGUCUGCCCUGAAGGGGCCAGAGUCUUUAGCCAAAUCACUGUACAGAAAGCUGCUUUGGAGGACAGCAGCGGCAGCUCUGAGUUACAAGAAAUCAUGCGGAGACGACAGGAAAAGAUCAGCGCCGCUGCCAGUGAUUCGGGAGUGGAAUCUUUCGAUGAAGGAAGCAGUCACUAAUGUGCUGUUUGUUUGUUGAACUCUAUUAUUCUUGGCAUUGUUUCUACUUGCUUUGUUUUCCGAAGCCUUGAAGGGAAUGUCAGAUCCAUAUUCUUGAUAUAUGUAAUUUAUUGCCAUAAGAAAACAGUGUAUACCCAAGUAAGCAGAGGAUCUGUUGCUUUUGUGCCCAUUCUUUUGAUUGAAACCCGAAGAGUGGGUAGGCAAGAUGUCUCAGCAGGUAAAGGUACUUGCCAUCAAGCCUGAUGACCUGAGUUCAGUUCCCAAGACCCACAUGGUAGAAGGCGGGAACUGAUUGCUGCAAGUUGUCCUUUGACCUCCACACAUGC